AUGGAAACUCGUUUGCAGUAUCGUCUCAUUCAUCGCGUUUAUUAUUUUCAAGCGACGCUCACUUUGCUUUUUCUGUAUCUCGGCUCUGUCAACAUGGCUACAUUGUCGAUCGAAGAACGUUGUGCGGCUUUAUCAAUAACAGAGGAGGAGACAGGAGGACUGGCGGUGCCCGAUCUCCAGGAAUCAGCCAGAUCCAGCGACUAUUGGACAUUGGUGGGGCGUUUUCUCACCGAUAGAUUGGUCAAAUUCAACCACAUGCAGCAGAUCAUGGCGUCCGUUUGGCGUCCUGUGAUGGGAAUGCAUGCGACUUCGUUGGAGGAGAAUCUUUUCCUCUUCCAAUUUCCACAUCCGAAGGACAUGCAACGAGUUAUCGAUGAUGGCCCAUGGUCCUUCGAGAAUCAGACGCUGGUUUGUGCGCAGGUGCCUCCCGGGACGAGACCGGAGGACGUUGUGCUGGACUCUGUUCAGUUUUGGAUUCAAAUCCAUGGCUUACCAUCCAUGUACGCGUCAUCGGAGUUCAUCGCUCGCAUCGGCAAUUAUGUCGGUGAAUUCGUGGCAGAGGACCCCUUCAAUUUCGGCGGUUCAUGGAGAAGCUAUUAUAGAAUGCGGGUGAAACUAGCGGUUGAUACUCCGCUGAAACGGAGGAUGAAGUUAUGUCGGAAAGAUGGCUCCACACAAUGGCUUACGUUCAGGUAUGAGCGCUUAAAUGCUUUCUGUUUCUGUUGCGGCCUCUUAGGCCACAUUGAUAAAUUUUGUAAGAAGGUUUAUGAAGAGGGGAUUGAGCCUGAAUGUUUUCCAUACGGAUCAUGGAUGAGGGCUGGGGCUAGACGCCAAGCUAAGCCCGUCGGAGCUAAAUGGCUUCUUCCGUCUACUGGACACGCUCCGGUUGUAAACACAGGGGCGGGUUUCACACAAACACCACUGGAUAUGGUGACAUUGGAGGAGGCUGGGGGUAUUCAGGGGGAUCUCAAACGGCGAAGGGAGGAUGACGAUGUGAUGAGUUCGAUGAGGGAGGAUGAUGUGUUGAUGGCGGAAAAUAUGAAAUCAAUUGAUUCGGCGGGUCUGGUUGGCCAGGCUCGCCCGGCUCAAUGA
Messenger RNA from Ipomoea nil (Japanese morning glory), 1092 nucleotides. RefSeq lists its product as uncharacterized. The transcript has a single exon. NCBI's taxonomy places the organism in Eukaryota, Viridiplantae, Streptophyta, Magnoliopsida, Solanales, Convolvulaceae. The record is from RefSeq and is a predicted model, not a curated record. The coding region runs from base 1 to 1092 and encodes 363 amino acids.